This is a messenger RNA of Cordyceps fumosorosea ARSEF 2679, 690 nucleotides long. RefSeq lists its product as hypothetical. The record is from RefSeq and is a predicted model, not a curated record. The coding region runs from base 1 to 690 and encodes 229 amino acids. The transcript has a single exon. NCBI's taxonomy places the organism in Eukaryota, Fungi, Ascomycota, Sordariomycetes, Hypocreales, Cordycipitaceae.
AUGCCCGUCACCGAGUUCGCCGUCUUCACCCUCCGCGACAGCUACGACCCCAUCGAGCUGCUCGAGGUCGUCAUGGAGUGCCAGGAGGUGCAGGACGACUGGGUCCGCGCCAACCACCCCAACGACUGCGCCAAGCGCGCCUGCGUGAGCCGCAUGUACACAGACACCACCUUGUCCCCCGACCGGGUCGCCAUCACCGCGCCGUGGCAGUCGCCCGCCGCCCACCACGAAUGGAUCGACACCGCCGCCAACCGCGGCAUCAUGGCCCGUUUCGCCGCCUUCCUCCCCGGCGGCGCCGUCCCCGACCACCACUGCGACGACGCCGGUGCCGCCGCUUCCCCCCACCCCGGCUUCCUCUUCUUCCACAUGGACACCGCCGGCCGCCGGGCCGUCCUCCACCAGGCCUUCUCCUCGAAGGAGGCCCUCGUCGUCACCCGCCUCGCCGCGCAGGGGGGCGGCGCCGGCGGCCGCGAGCAGCUGCAGGCCGCCUACCGUCAGCUCGAGGAGGCGCUGGUCGCGGAGGACCCAAAGGAUAGGGUCUGGGCCGGGUGGCGCAUCGAGAAGGAAAAGGACCAAGAGGAGCUUGUCGUAUUUCGCAACGCCGACCUCGACGCCAACAGGCUAGCGCCGCUCCAGCAGCACGGCAAGCCCAUAGGCCGCGAGCUGCACUUGCGCGAGAUAGCCCCGUGA